Cucumis sativus (cucumber) is the source of this 695-nucleotide messenger RNA. Its product is annotated as protein RALF-like 19. The transcript has a single exon. Lineage: Eukaryota; Viridiplantae; Streptophyta; Magnoliopsida; Cucurbitales; Cucurbitaceae. The record is from RefSeq and is a predicted model, not a curated record. Bases 152 to 490 code for a protein of 112 amino acids.
UUCUCCAUUUAUAAAUCUCCCCAUCCUUCUCAUCUUCAUCAGGAAAAAAAAGGCAGAGCAAAACAAAUAACAAACACCACAACAAAUUAAACCCCCCACCUCCCCAUUUAUUCCCUUCAACAUCUCAUCAUACCACACCACUAGCUCCAAAAUGAGAUCAACGAAGCUCUGCCUAUUUCUCCUCCUCAUUGCAGUCGUCGCCGCUCCACUUUGCCUUGCCUUAUCCGACGACUGGACUCGCUCCUACGCUGAUGUCCCCGAUUAUGACUUUACGAACAGCAAUGAAGACAGCCGAAGGUUACUUUUUCAAUAUGGAUUUGCUUAUAAAUAUCCAAAAAAUAAGUAUUUGGGCUAUGAUGCACUUAGGAAGAAUAAUAUCCCCUGCCGCCAUCGUGGUAGAUCUUACUAUGACUGUAAGAAGCGUAAGAAGGCCAACCCUUAUCGUCGUGGCUGCAUUGCCAUCACCGGCUGCGCUCGUUUCACCGAUUAAAUUGUUUUUUUAAAAAAUAAUCUGUAUUGAGAUUGUUUUUUGAUUUAUUGUGGGAUCGGUUUGAAUGUUUUCUCCCUAUUUUAUUUUUUGUGAAAUUUUAAUUUUGUUUUAUAUUAUUUUAAAGUUUUCCGUCCAUUCGGAAUGUAAGGAUCGAUCAUAUAAUGACCUCUAUAAAAUGGUUAAAAUAUAAUUUUCAUUCACUCAA